CUGCCAAAUGAAACAAAAGAACCCGACUGGCCACUCCACUUCCACCACCGCCGCCCCUCUCUCUCAUCGUCAAUCUCCAUUUCCGAUUCGUAAAUCCGACGGCAGGCGAGAGAGUUUUUUAAUCCCGCACUACUUAGAACUCCAUUCCCACUGUGUAAAAGGCAAAGCCAUAGCUUACCCACUCGACCUCCCCAAAGUUCACAAAUUUCUGUCUUGUUCGUCACUCCCAGGCCUCCGUCUGAACAUCCCCUGCACCCAGUAGCCAUAAAUACUCCCCGCAGGUCCCUCACCAAUCCGAAUUAUGGCAGCGGCAACCAGGAGACCUUGUCAGACAUUUCUCACUCGAGCUUUACUCAGGUACUCCGCCACGCGAUCCGCCGCUACCAUGGGAAGUUACGGCAGCGCUGUCCCCCAACGACGACCCGCCGCCUCCUCUGAUCAACUCAUCAACCUGGAGUAUGAGUGCAGCGCCCACAAUUACCACCCAGUUCCAAUUGUCUUCUCUCAAGCAAAGGGGUCGUCUAUUUGGGAUCCUGAAGGCAAAAAGUAUUUAGAUUUUCUUGCUGCUUACUCUGCAGUUAAUCAGGGACAUUGUCAUCCCAAGAUCAUGAAGGCGUUGAAGGACCAGGCAGAAAAUCUGACUCUGAGCUCUAGGGCCUUCUACAAUGACAAAUUCCCAGUAUUUGCAGAGAGCAUAACAAGCAUGUUUGGCUAUGAUAUGGUGCUUCCCAUGAACACUGGUGCUGAGGGAGUCGAAACGGCUUUGAAACUGGCAAGGAAAUGGGGAUAUGAGAAGAAAAAGAUUCCCAAAGAUGAGGUGGCCAUUAUUGUGUCUUGUUGCGGGUGCUUCCACGGCCGUACAUUGGGUGUCAUCUCCAUGAGCUGUGACAAUGAGGCUACUCGUGGUUUUGGACCACUGUUACCAGGCCACCUUAAGGUCGAUUUUGGUGACAUAGUUGCUCUUGAGAACUUAUUUAAAGAAAAGGGAGAUAAGAUAGCGGGAUUUCUUUUCGAACCCAUUCAAGGAGAGGCUGGGGUUGUAAUUCCUCCAGAUGGUUACUUAAAAUCCGUUAGAGAUCUCUGCUCAAAACAUAAUGUCCUAAUGAUGGCUGACGAGGUGCAAUCUGGCUUAGCACGAAGUGGAAGGAUGCUAGCUUGUGAUUGGGAAGAAGUUCGUCCAGACAUAGUGAUACUCGGCAAGGCAUUGGGUGGCGGAGUGAUACCCGUGAGUGCGGUGCUUGCAGAUAGAGAUGUAAUGCUCUGCAUUCAGCCUGGUGAACAUGGAAGCACAUUCGGUGGAAAUCCUUUGGCAAGUGCUGUUGCAAUUGCCUCGCUAGAUGUGCUUAGAGAAGAAGGGCUUGCUGAAAGGUCAGCCCAAGUGGGGGAGGAACUCAGGAGUCAGCUACGUAAGAUUCAGGAGCAUUUUCCAGACUACAUCAAGGAAGUUAGAGGAAGGGGUUUGUUCAAUGCAGUCGAAUUCAACAGCAAGGCCUUGAGCCCGGCCUCUGCAUACGAUCUAUGCCUCAAGUUGAAGGAGAGAGGAGUGCUUGCUAAGCCAACUCAUGACACCAUUGUCCGCUUAACCCCUCCUCUCUGCAUAAGUUCGGAUGAGGUGAAGGAAGCGACAAAGGCGCUUCAUCAGGUGCUGGAAGUUGAUCUACCAGAGUUGAGGAAGGAGAAAGCAGAGACGAAGAACGCGCAUGAGUCUCACCAUCAUGCGUCAACUACCUGUGACCGUUGCGGGCGGAGGUCUUAAGCUGCUGUUGAAGCAGUAUGUACCCCGUCAUUCAUUCUCUGCUUAUUCUUUUUCUGAUAAAAGGAUUAGAAGCGAAGGGAAAGAAUGGCUUUUGAUGGGGCGUUAGUUUUACUGGUUUCAACCCUAAAACCUUUCUUAGGUUUAUUCAAGAGACCUUUCUUAGCUGUGUCCAACGUGUUAACGCUUUAAUCACUGAGACUAUUACCUUACUGGCUGCUAGUUCAAUCCAUAAUGUUCUGUGUCGAUGUAUUUGUACUAUAUUGGGGAUAACCCUAUAUAUGCAAACCUUUUGAACUGUGAGAAUAAGUGUAAGUUGCAUGAAUAAGGUCGCUCUUCUGCUGUCUUUUUCCUUCAUGAUGUCUUUUGGUUUUGGAUAUGGGUCUCAACUCUCAAGGCAUUAGAACCAAAGCAGGGGAAGAAGGGGCGGGCACGUGAAGCUCGAUGCAAAGGAGCAUAUGCAUGGGAAUGAAUAUAAGAGUCGUUGUCCUGUCAUCUUCAUCUCUUUUAUUUUUAUCAGCAAAAGAUGAA
Molecule: messenger RNA, 2284 nt
Organism: Linum tenue
Lineage: Eukaryota; Viridiplantae; Streptophyta; Magnoliopsida; Malpighiales; Linaceae
Source: the annotation of a GenBank genome assembly